Fukomys damarensis (Damara mole-rat) is the source of this 904-nucleotide messenger RNA. RefSeq names its product mitochondrial ribosomal protein S15 (gene Mrps15). Lineage: Eukaryota; Metazoa; Chordata; Mammalia; Rodentia; Bathyergidae. Gene Ontology annotation, biological process: translation. Gene Ontology annotation, cellular component: ribosome. Gene Ontology annotation, molecular function: structural constituent of ribosome. Bases 119 to 889 code for a protein of 256 amino acids. The transcript is spliced from 8 exons. The record is from RefSeq and is a predicted model, not a curated record.
CUACUGCCUCGAUUAGUCGAGCCUGAGCCAUCAUGGCGGCGUCCGUGUAACUCGAGCCGUACCUUGAAGCGGACGGUGGCCGUGGCGCGGGCCCCGCGAGGGUUGAAAGUCAUCAACCAUGCUGAGGGCUGCGUGGAGGGCACUGAGUUCAAUUGGAUCCCGGACAGCGACCCAGACCCCAGUCCUUGGUCUGCCAGGCAGAGGGCGCGCCGGGCUUCCCUCAGACCAGUGGGGCCUGCAGCCUCAAAGUCUUCUACAGGCCGCUCGUGGGUAUGCCAUCCAGAAACCAGUCCAGCCCAGCCACGACAGUGACCCACCCUCUUCCAUGCUGCUCAAGGACUACCGGAACAUCCCUGGGAUUGAGAAGGUUGAUGAUGUUGUGAAAAGACUCUUGUCUUUGGAAAUGGCCAGCCGGAAAGAGACGCUAAAAAUCAAGCAAGAAUGGUUGAUGAACAAGGUCAUGGCAAACCCUGAGGACACAAAAUCUCUGGAAACUCGAAUUGUUGCCUUGACCGUCAAGAUCCACAAUUAUGAAGAACAUAUGCAGAAACAUCUAAAGGACAAAACCCACAAACGCUAUCUGCUGAUGAGCAUUGACCAGAGGAGGAAGAUGCUCAAAAAUCUCCGGAAGACCAACUUCGAUGCCUUUGAGAGGAUAUGCAGAGAGCUGCAGAUCGAGUACACCUUCCCGCCUCUGUACUACCGAGCAGCCCACCGCCGCUUUUUGGCCAAGAGGGCUCUGUGCCUCCAGGUUUUCCAGGAGGUACAAAAGAUAAAGAAACAAAAAAGGGCUUUAAAAGCAGCAGCCGCCGCCCAAAGACAAGGUGACCAGGGGAAACCAAAGACCCCGCCCCAAGCCUAUGCAGAGGCACUCAGAGAAAACUACUAAAAUAAAAUUAAAAAA